Messenger RNA from Blepharisma stoltei, 777 nucleotides. Lineage: Eukaryota; Ciliophora; Heterotrichea; Heterotrichida; Blepharismidae. The record is from the annotation of a GenBank genome assembly.
AUGUGGGGAUUUGUUAGAAAAAUCAAGGAUUUCGGAACAAGAAGAUUUAAUACAGAAAAUAAUUAUUCAAGUUUCUCAAGAGCUAGAAGAAACGAAUUAAAAGAAAAACACCCUGAAAUAGGUGGAGAAGAGAGGAAAAAAAUGAUUGAUGAAGAAUGGGAACAAAAGUGUAGAGAAAGAGAGAAUUAUGAGAAUAGGAUGCUUUUAAACAGAGAUUUUUACUUGCAGGAUACGUUAAAAGUAGCUUACGAAUUAUUAGGGAAAGUAAUUGAGCAUCAGACUCCUGAGGGAACUAUAGCUGUAAUAAUAAAUGAAACUGAAGCUUAUACGGAUUAUGAUCCUGGGUCUAUUUCUUAUAAGGGAAAAAAGACCACUAGAAGCAGCUGAAUGUUCACUGAUGGAGGAAAUAUUUUCUUAUAUAAAAGUAUGGGGAUCCAUUUAAUAUGAAAUAUUAUAACUGAAACACCUGAUAGAGGAUGCGGAGUAUUGGUAAGAGGGUGUAUACAUUUAAGAGGAACUGAGUUUCUUAAUGGUAUUGAAAAAGUAAAAAAUGUAUUAAAAGCCAUGGAUGGACCUGGAAAAGUUACUAAAAAAUUAAGAAUUCCUAUGGAAUAUAAUGGGACAUCCAUAAUUCAUCCAGAUUCACCAAUAAAAAUCUACGAUGAAGGAUACAUCCCACAAAACGUAAAAACAACAACAAGAAUCAACGUCCCCAACGACUUACCAUGGAGGUUUGUUUGUAAUGAAUUUUUAAAAAAUAACGAAAUUUACCCAUAA